AUGCUGAGUUAUGAUAGUUAUUAUCGUGAUCAAUCAGACAAACCCGUGGAAGAACGCGCAAAAACCAAUUUCGACCACCCCGAUUCUUUAGAGACGGAGUUACUGAUACAACAUUUGCAAGAUCUGAAAGAAGGCAAAUCGGUGGAUAUUCCUCACUACGACUUUGCCACACAUGCUAGAAUACCCGACAAGGUUGAUAGAGUGGAACAAUCUGCUGGUGACAGUCAAAAAAGAAUCAAAGUCAUCAUUUUGGAGGGCAUCCUGGUUUUGACCAAUCGACAACUCAUGGACCAAAUGGAUAUCAAAGUUUUCGUGGAUGUGGAUGCAGAUAUUCGAUUUAUUCGGAGACUGAACAGAGAUACCACGGAAAGAGGAAGAUCCAUGGAAUCGGUCAUGGAACAAUACCAACAAACAGUAAGGCCAAUGCAUGAACAAUGGGUAGAACCUAGCAAACAUCAUGCGGAUAUCAUUGUCUUUUCUACUACGCAAUCAUUGGAUGUGGCCAUUGAUAUGCUGGCCAAUCACUUGAGUGCCAAGGCGGCCAAAAUGGAAUGA
This is a messenger RNA of Seminavis robusta, 555 nucleotides long. The record is from the annotation of a GenBank genome assembly. Lineage: Eukaryota; Bacillariophyta; Bacillariophyceae; Naviculales; Naviculaceae.